Molecule: messenger RNA, 5061 nt
Organism: Frankliniella occidentalis (western flower thrips)
Lineage: Eukaryota; Metazoa; Arthropoda; Insecta; Thysanoptera; Thripidae
Product: furin-like protease 2
Exons: 19
Coding region: 24-3719 (1231 amino acids)
Biological process (GO): protein processing
Cellular component (GO): trans-Golgi network; Golgi membrane
Molecular function (GO): serine-type endopeptidase activity
Source: RefSeq, a predicted model, not a curated record
GUGACACCGAGUCCGCGCUCGACAUGCACAUCCAGGAGGCCUGGCAGCGCGGAUACACCGGCAAGGGCGUGGUGGUCUCCAUCCUGGACGACGGCAUCCAGGGCAACCACCCGGACCUAUCGCAGAAUUUUGACCCGAUGGCCUCGGCUGACAUCAACGACGGCGAUCCGGACCCCACGCCACGGGACAACGGGGACAACAAGCACGGCACCCGGUGUGCCGGCGAGGUGGCGGCGCAGGCCUUCAACACCUUCUGCGGGGUGGGCGUCGCGUACCACGCCAGCAUAGGAGGCGUUCGCAUGCUGGAUGGCACGGUCAACGACGCCGUGGAGGCGGCGGCGCUCAGCGUCAACCCGUCGCACAUCGACAUCUACUCGGCGUCUUGGGGACCUGAGGACGACGGCAAGACGGUGGACGGGCCCGGCCCGCUGGCCAAGCGUGCCUUUCUGCAGGGCGUAUCUACGGGUCGCAAAGGCAAGGGGUCCAUCUUUGUCUGGGCCUCGGGCAACGGCGGCCGUCACACCGACUCGUGCAACUGCGACGGCUACACCAACUCCAUCUUCACGCUGAGCAUCUCCAGCGCGACGCAGGGCGGGCUGAAGCCGUGGUACUUGGAGGAGUGCUCGUCCACGCUGGCCACCACGUACAGCUCGGGCACGCCCGGCAGGGACCGCAGCGUCGCCACCGUGGACAUGGACGGCCAGCUGCGGCCCGACCACCUCUGCACCAACGAGCACACUGGGACGUCCGCUUCCGCGCCGCUGGCGGCGGGUAUCUGCGCGCUGGCCCUGGAGGCCAACCCUUCACUCACCUGGAGGGACAUGCAGCACCUGGUGGUGCGCGCCUCGCGUCCGGCACCCCUCGAGCGUGAAGACGGCUGGGUGCUCAACGGCGCCAAGAGAAAAGUGUCGCACAAGUUCGGCUACGGUCUGAUGGACGCCGCGGCCAUGGUCGCCAUGGCCGAGGCUUGGACGCCGAUCCCGCCACAGCACAUCUGCAAGAGCCAGGAGAUGACCGAGGAGAGGCCCAUAGACGCUGCUAAAGGGGCCCUUCUCGAGAUGCAGGUGGACGUGAACGGCUGCAGAGGGACCGCUAACGAGAUCCGCUUCCUGGAGCACGUGCAGGCGCGCGUGACGCUGCGCUACUCGCCGCGCGGCGCGCUCCGGGUCACGCUCACCUCGCCGAUGGGCACCACGUCGGUGCUGCUGAGCGAGCGGCCGCUCGACACCGAGUCGUCCAACCUGGACGACUGGGCCUUCCUCUCGGUGCACUACUGGGGCGAGCGGCCCGACGGCCGCUGGACGCUGCGCGUCUCCAACCAGGGCAAGGAGGCGGCCAAGCAGAACGGCGUCGUCAAGAAGUGGCAGCUGGUGCUGUACGGCACGGCGGCCGACCCGCUGCCCAGCGCCAACGGCACGGCGGCCGGCGGCGGCCUCGGCCCCGGGGCUCCGUCCCUCGUCGAGCUCGUGCCGCUGGGCGGCGGCGCGCAGGGGCCCUCGCCCGAGUACCACCCCGCCGCGCCGCUGCCCGCCUCCAUGCGGCCCCUCAUCCUGCACGACUGCGACCACGAGUGCCUCGAAGCAGCCGGCUGCUACGGCAAGGGCCCCACCGCCUGCCUCGCCUGCAAGCACUACAAGCUGGACAACGCGUGCGUGUCGCGGUGUCCCCCACGGAGCUACUUGUCCAAGGACGCCUCCUGCUUGCCGUGCCACGAGUCCUGCGAGACGUGCGCCGGCCCGGGGCCCGACUCGUGCCUGUCGUGCGCGCCGGCACACCUGCGCGUCACCGACCUGGCCGUGUGCCUGCAGCAGUGUCCCGACGGCUACUUCGAAGACUCCGAGAAGGGCGUGUGCAUCCCGUGCGCCGCCAACUGCGUCUCCUGCUCGGACCAGCCCGACCGCUGCACCGUCUGCGCUCCGCGACUGCUCAUGCACGGAUCCAAGUGCUACGCGGCCUGCCCACCCGGCACCUUCAACAUCACCAGCGACAAGUGCCAGGAGUGCCACUCGUCGUGCGACACCUGCUCGGGGCCGGACGAGACGCAGUGCAUCUCGUGCCCGGCGGGCCGCUACUUCCUGUCGGGCACCUGCCUGCGCGGCUGCCCCGAGGGCUGGCACCCGGACAAGCACGCCCAGGAGUGCGCGGCCUGCGCGCUCGGCUGCACGCUCUGCACCAACUCGGGCUGCCUGGUGUGCGCGCAGGGCUGGGUGCUCGGGCCCGAGGGCCGCUGCAGCCGCGAGGGAUCCGGCCGCUGCAAGGACGGCGAGCACAUGGACCAGCAGACGGGGCACUGCGCGCCGUGCGACGCGGGCUGCCUGACGUGCCACGGGACGGGCGCCGACGCGUGCCUGACGUGCGCCGCCACCACGCCGAUGCUGUACGCCGGCCGCUGCUACCCGCUGUGCCCGGACGGCUCGUACCAGCACCUGGCCAGCACGUGCCAGCGCUGCCCGCACACGUGUCGGACGUGCGUGUCGCGCCAGAACUGCACGGCCUGCGCGCCCGGCCUCGAGCUGCAGAGCGGCCAGUGCCGCGUCGCCUUUUUAAGUUUAAACUGUCACGUACCAGCACAAUUAGAUUUUGAAAGUGUAACAGAACUGCACCAGUUUGCAGAGAGUGGAAGGGGGUACUACUCGGACGGCGGCGUGUGCUCGGCGUGCUACCUGAGCUGCGCCACGUGCGUGGGCCCGCGCAAGGACGAGUGCGUGUCGUGCCCGCGCGGCUGGCAGCUGCUGGGCGGCGCCUGCCACCCGGACUGCCCGCAGGGCCACUUCCAGACGCAGUACGGCUGCACGCGCUGCCACCACUCGUGCCGCUCCUGCGACGGCGAGGGCCCGGCGCGCUGCACGUCGUGCGGGUCGCGGCGCGUGCUGCAGGACGGCCGGUGCGCCGAGUGCGUGCGCGGCCAGUACUACGACGCGACGCUGCGGCGCUGCGCGGCCUGCGACGCCAGCUGCGCCGCCUGCUCCGGCCCGGGGCCCUACUCGUGCUCGGCGUGCGCCGCGCCGCUGCAGCUGCACAAGCGCCACCACCAGUGCGUGCCCUGCUGUGACCCGCAGCCCGCCGCGCAGCCGACCACCUGCUGCCGCUGCCGCACGGACGCGCUGCAAGGCGUGUGCCCGGACGUAUCCAGCGCGGGCAAGCGUCGCAUCGCCGAAGCGGCAGUGGCGGUGCCGUGGGCUGCGCCAUCCGGCCGCGGGGCUGGAGCCGUGGGCUCCGCUGGCAGCCUGCUGGGCGGCCCGCAACUGCCCGCGGCGUCCGCCGACUGGAGGCUGACUGGCGUGCAGGACGGUGACACCCUUGCGCGCAGCCGCUCCGGAACUCAUCAGCCCAACAUCAGUCUGACCACAACCACCGCCACCCUGGCCGUGGCCGUCGCCGCGCUGCUCGUCCUCAUCGUCGGCAUCCUGGUUACCAUGCUCCAGUCACGCUCGGCGCGGAGCCCAGCAAGCGACACCAGAGGGGGGCUGCACUGCCGGCUGAACAGCCCCAGGGGGUCGGCGGACCACAGCGGGCCGCGGGGGUCCAGAGGGCGGCCAAGGAGUAGGAGCCGAGGGCGGCCGCGCGGCCGGAGUCGAGACACGGAGGCAGCUGAGGAAGAGUGCCUUCUAGAAAACUCGGAGGACAACCAGGAUGCCUCUGAGGACCAUCACCUGCAGGACUCUGCACUGCCAUCAAAUCGUGAGAAAGGCCUACCUCAGCACGUCAUCCGAACGUGAAAUGAAGACUGCAAGCGUAUUAACUACGCUACCAAAUAGGGACAUAUGUAUUAUUUUUAAAACAGAUUCUAACAAUUGUUUUUUUAAAUCAAUUUAAAAAAUUCUAUAUGUCAAACUUGGCAGUGACCACGUUUGUAAAAAAGUAGAAUGACAAAUGGCCACUGUCACCAACGAAGAUAAAUAGAAGCAAAUUAACACAUGAUAAAUAAGUUGCCUUGGAGCAACCAUAUCAUUUUAUGUAUGAAUGUGAGUUUGUGAGUAGGAGUGCCUUAUGAGUUUAUGUACAGUAUGGAUCUUCAGAGAACUUUUGAUAACUUUGUCUGAACUUUGAUUUGAGUAACAGAAAACUGUUCGUGGGCUUUACAAGAUGAUGUUGUAUAUAUAGUUGUUUACUGUUUUGCUAGCUGCAGUGUUGUCAUCAAACUAGAUCUUUGGUUGCUUUGCAAAUGUGCGAUCAUUGGUUAUGUAUCAAUAAGGCAACAGUAACGGUCAUUUUGUAAAAUCAAUCCACGUGUGUCACUGUAAGUAAACUUAAAUGAUUUUCGUAAUUGCCAGUACAGAUCUCAUGUUUUAUUUUCAGCAAUGCUUCUAAAACAAUUCUAAAGCAUUACUGAGGAUAGUUGGGACCAAACACGUGACAUAUUUGUCUUUAGACACUGUCCUCAAUUUAGAAAAAAAUGGAUUCCACUUCCGUAAGGAUCAUAAGUGGUUUUGUGGCACACCUGACGUCUAUUGAAACAUGCGUUUUGAUUUUAAGACUGUGUAGCUUUGGUUAUCACACAAAAAUAUUAUCUGUUAUUCAAUAAUUUCAAACCUAAAAAUGUUCAGAGGCCUGCUCAACACCUGUAAUUGUUCAGGUGUUGCAGAAUGUGUGAAAGACUACCAUGCCCCAUAUAAUAAUGAAAAUUUUGUGCAACAAUACUAACUGUUGUCGGACUAUUUACAUAACAUCGGGCUGAUAUCCGUCUGUAAAAGAAGUAGGCUAGGCUCUUCCCACAAAAGUGAAACGUCCGUAGUCUUUUUUCAAAUUAUUUGAAAUUGACCUGACAGUAUGAGAAAUUGCAGCACAUUCUGUUUUAUUGUAAAAUAAAACUAUGUUAAAAUUUAGGAGGAUAUGAAUUUACCAAAAAAAUAUAAACACUUGAUAUGGUUGUUAAAUUUUAAAUAAAUGAUCAUGUCGCUCUCAAGAAUUAUAACAUUUACUUUGCCGCGAGUAAAUAUGAUGCUAAGUGUUGUUUUUAUUGGAUAGCAAGAAUCCAUUAUGCAGUUCGUGACUGACAAAUACAAUUUGUGUGAACAUUUUUGUAUAAUAUAUGUAAUAAAUUAUGUUGGACUGAAACUA